AUGCACGGCUCGCCCUGCUCGGACAUGGGAGAUGCGCCCGCGGUUGACAUUGUGGACAUCUACGAGUCCAUCCGGGAGCGGCAGCGCCAUGACAGCGAGAGGUCCACCUGCAGCACCUUGGAGCAGAACGACAUCGAAGCUGUUGAAGCCCUUGUUUGUAUGAGCUCCUGGGGGCAAAGAUCACAGAAAGGUGACACAUUAAAGAUAAGGCCCCUCACGCCCUUCUCGGAUUCUGGGGAUUUCACAAUGCACGCCGAGGCUCCGGCUGAGUUACCAAAGGACUGUCUAUCGACACUGUGCAUGACGCCUCCGCACAGCCCUGACUUCGUUGAGAUGUCGGCAGCCACGCUCCUGUCCUCACAGGUGACUUACUCCAAACCAAGGACUGUCAUGGCAAACACAGCUGCCUGCUCAGUCACGUCAGCCACCGGUGCCUCUCUCACCCCCAAGCCAUCUGUUCCCAGCGUGGGGCCACCGUGCAGGCAGAAGCCAGUGAUCUCUGAAUUCCCUGCUCCUCAGCCCUGCAGGGCCAUGGCAACAAGUGUCAUACGGCACACAGGUGAUAGUUCUGCUUACCAUCACAUUCCUGCUGUGCAAGAGCAAACAAAGGUAACUUCAGGCUACAGCGCUUCCAGAGACUGGUGUGGAGCAGAUGACCCAAAACAUUCCAGACUGCCACAGGACACGUGGGCUGCGGAUGAUUUGAUCAACAAAACCUCUCCGGCACAUCAGCCUUAUGCACAUGACUCCAGUGAUAUUGUGACCAAUAAAGGGCAGCUACCAGUCCGGCCUGUUUCGCCACAAACCCACUUACCAAAGAAUUGUGAGAAUGACUUGCAAAAAAGAGCUACCCCAGUGACACCUGCCCCCGUCUCAAGCCCCCAGGUUCUCUGUCAAAUGAUCCCUUUAAAUGGACAAAGCAGCAUGAUUAAUGCCUAUGUCAAGCCUUCAGCUCCAGCACUCUCAACUCCCAUGAAGCCCAUCUUGCCCCAGACAGCCCCGCUGCCCCAGCCUGUGCUCAUGGGCCCCUCUGUGCCUCAGGGGACUGUCAUGUUGGUUCUGCCACAGCCCGCUGUCACGCAGGCACCGCCGUGCCCGCAGGCCCUGGUGACUGUGGGCAGCACCAAGCUCCUGCCCCUUGCCCCUGCUCCCGUGUUCAUUGCUUCUGGCCAGACCUGUGCCCCCCAGGUGGACUUCUCCAGGCGGAGGAAUUACGUCUGUGACUUCCCCGGCUGCAAGAAAACCUAUUUCAAGAGUUCCCACCUCAAAGCCCACCUGCGCACCCACACUGGGGAAAAACCUUUCAGCUGCAACUGGGAGGGCUGUGACAAGAAGUUUGCCCGCUCGGAUGAACUGUCGCGGCACCGCCGGACGCACACGGGCGAGAAGAAGUUCUCGUGCCCGGUGUGCGAGCGCCGCUUCAUGCGCAGCGACCACCUGACCAAGCACACCCGCCGCCACAUGGCCACCAAGAAGACCCCCAGCUGGCAGACAGAGCUUGGCAAACUCAGCAGGAUUGCCACGGCAGAGAAACCCAAGAGCAGCAGCAGCAGUGCGCUGAGUAUGCUCAUCCCCGUGCCAUCACCUGCCUGCCAGGGCUAG
This is a messenger RNA of Agelaius phoeniceus (red-winged blackbird), 1602 nucleotides long. It is a transcript of the gene KLF11, whose product is annotated as KLF transcription factor 11. Gene Ontology annotation, biological process: regulation of transcription by RNA polymerase II. Gene Ontology annotation, molecular function: RNA polymerase II cis-regulatory region sequence-specific DNA binding; DNA-binding transcription factor activity, RNA polymerase II-specific. The record is from RefSeq and is a predicted model, not a curated record. Lineage: Eukaryota; Metazoa; Chordata; Aves; Passeriformes; Icteridae.